GCUUUCUGAAUGAGUGAUUCAUAGAUUAAUUAUUUUAGUUAGUUGUUGGUUGAGCUAAUAAAAAGUAGCCAAACCAUCGAUACAAAAUUGCCGUCUCAGCGUUAUCAGCUUAACACUUUGAUAAUGGGAGAACAGAAGGGGUUAACAUUUUACUACAACCAUUAGACCCGAUGAACAGGUGUGCACAGCCAGGUGUUGGGCGCUGAUAAGUGGCCUCUUACUGAUACCGAUACCAUUUUAAAUGGCCAAAAAAACUGCUGGCAAACAAAGUGGGUAAUCACUGUAGCCCUGGCAACCAAUUCCGGUGACAUUUGGCCAAAAACAAAUUGCUGAAACUCCAAUUUGGCGAUAAUUCCAAAAAGGGAUUAUCUGGAAAAACCAUUGAUUGCCACCGGUUAAUCAUUGUUGUAUGAGUAUUUCUUUAUGGCCGCCAUGGAGAUAAGAUUAACCGGAAUCGAACACUCGAUGUAGUCCAAUCCCUACUCAAAAUGGUCAGUUGCCUUUUAGCCAUAUUAGAAGGCAGUUCGGUGAAAACUCUCUCUAUCCCUCUGUUUGCCAAAACGGAAAAAUGUCAAACUUCCAAUGGUUUCUAACGCUCGGCGUCCUUUUUUGUGCGGUUCUCAAUCCUCAAGGUGGAGGCGGCGCGCUGGCCGUAUUUUGGCCAUGUGAAAGCUCGGAGGACUGCACAGCUGACGGUUCAAGCUGCGAUUUGGCCAGCGGUCAGUGCGAGUGCUCCACAUUCGAUACGGUCUUAGCGGCUAACUUCACCCAAUGCCUGGCGACGUCGCUCAUUGGUGACAAGUGCGACGAAAGCGUCCAGUGCAAUCUUAUGCCAACGGGGGCCAGUUGUAAAGCCGGGGUCUGCGAUUGCGCCGAUGGCCAGAACUAUCUGCGUGGCAAGUGUCGCCCACUAAACGGACUCGGCGAGUCCUGCGAAACUGACUUGGACUGCUAUUUUGGUUACGAUCGUGCGUCUGUGAGUUGUCAGCAAAACGUGUGCGGCUGUGCAAAUGGCUAUUAUAAUAGAUAUGGAAACAUCUGCCGUCGCAAAUCAAUGGAAGAAAACGAUGCCUGCGUCGUUAACGAGGACUGUGAUGCACUGGGCGCCGAUGCCGAGUGCGUGGGCCUAGUAUGUACCUAUGUUGACGAGAUCACAACGACUCCGGGCCCCGGGGUCGAGGAUACGGAGACCACCAAUCCGGGAUCGCAGGAGGAUGACUCGACCACAGCGGAGGCGAUCACCGAAACCGCCGAGGUUGAACAAGAGACAUCCUUCCGAAGCCGACGACAGCUAACCAAGGCCUUUGUCCAUGCUGCCCCGCCCACUCACAGCGAUGCCUCCGCCCAGGUGUCCUUUGCUCCCCUUACCAAUGGUGACACCGAACCGCUUAUCUCACCGAGAUCCCAUGAGAUCGCCGUCCAGACGAGCAUCGAGCAAUAUGAGCUAAGGGAGGUGGGUAGAAGUGUAAGGAAUGCGGCCACCACUACCACCGCUACAGCAUCGACGAGCACUAGCAGUCGGCGGAACUCUAGCCGUAACCAAAGCCACGCCUAUAGCCAUCGCCGCCGCUUGCCCGCCCUCUUCCGCUUCGAUGACGAGGACAUCAAGACCUAUUCCACGCUGGGAUCCAGCCGCGAUGACGAUGACGUCGAUGAGAAGAAGUAUGGUAGCAGCUGUACGGAUAAUGGAAAAACAUGCUCGGGUCUGCCGCACUCGAUUUGCACCAAAAAUAUUUGCCUUUGUCGUCAGGGUUACUAUGGACGUAAUGGAAAAUGUUUUGCAGAACUGGGUGAAAUUGCGGAGAGCACAGACGAGUGCGAGUAUGAGUUCGAUGAGCUGACCAAAACUUGCGUUUGCCAAAAGAACUAUUUCUACGAGAGGGAUCUGCGGAACUGCAGAAAACCCAUCCAAUAUCACUUGUCCUGCACCUCGAAUAGCCAAUGCAGUCCAUUUGGUGCCUCAUAUUGCCAUCCGGAGAUUCCGAGGAGGUGCACUUGCGAGGAGUACGCCCUGUACGAUGCUAUAAAACAGCUCUGCGAAUAUAAACAUGGCCUGGGAGCUGAGUGCGAGUCGAAUGAUGCCUGUCCAGUGGAUAACUCCGUGUGCUCCAAUCGCCUGUGCGUUUGUGCGGAAAACUACUUUGAAAAGGACGAGACCUGUUUGCGGGGUAUUGGUGCUGACUGCUCGGUGGAGGAUGACUGCAUAGCUGAGAACACCACCUGCCAGGAGAAAGACGAGGAGGAUCCGUCGCGAACCUGCCAGUGCCGGAAGGGAUACGUCCACUUCAAGGAUCAGUGUCUCAAGGAAGCUGAGGAGCUGGAGGAUGAGUGCGUCGAGGAUGAGCAGUGCAAGCCUCUCCUGGCCAGCUGUAAUACGGAGGGCAAAUGUGGAUGCACAGAUGAGCAGCACGAGAAGAACGGAGUUUGUGAGACAAAGCGAGAACUUGGAGAAUCGUGCACCAAGGCCACCGAGUGCUAUAUAGAAAAGGAUCCCGAGAACGUGGAGUGUCGCAACUCCGUCUGUCAGUGCAAAUUUGGAUACUCUACGAACACCGAUCAGAAGCAGUGCAUUCGAGUGAUGCCCAGUAAAAAUUCUUCCGGUAGACCCAGUGCCCUUAAAAUCAUCACCUUCAUGCUGAUUGGCUCCGCUUUUCUGAUCACCAGUGCGGCCAUAAAGCAGGCCUACUACUAAAAAGCAAACCUAAUCCCUUUUAAAUGCGUUGUGAGGAAUGUGGCAAGGAUAAUCGAAGGACCUUUUGGGGGGUAAAAAUGGGGAUCAGGGGUUAAACACCGGCCAGUAUUAGCCAAGUUAGUGGCAUGGAAACAGAACCAUGCGCAACGUGAAUAUAAAUCAAGUAGUCCAUAAGCUGAUAUAUAAGUGUCGAAGCAAUAUUUGAAGAAGAGUCCUCGAAAAGGGACUCUCGCUUAACUAAUACGGCUAACAAUAAUGACAAAUUAUCUCUAAGUUUGAAGUUAAACUGCUUGUUGAUAGGCUAAGCAAACAGUUUUUAACCAAAUUGUAAUAUAUACAUCCUAAAUAAACCAAGGCCAACGAGAAGUUGUAUCAAAUUCA
This is a messenger RNA of Drosophila eugracilis, 3073 nucleotides long. Its product is annotated as prion-like-(Q/N-rich) domain-bearing protein 25. Lineage: Eukaryota; Metazoa; Arthropoda; Insecta; Diptera; Drosophilidae. The coding region runs from base 569 to 2692 and encodes 707 amino acids. The transcript is spliced from 10 exons. The record is from RefSeq and is a predicted model, not a curated record.